AUGAAUUUGACUGGCGAGAAGAUCAAACUCAUUGUGUUUUCACUUGCCGGAGCUGUUCUCGCAUAUGGGGUUUACAAAUGGCAGUCGCCCAAGGAGCCGCCAAAAAAAGAAGAUAAGGAUCCCAGUUGCCCCAUGGGAUCCGGAAAAUCCGCAGAACAGAGAUUUACCGAGGCACUGGCGGAACAAGUGGAAAGAAUUCAGAUCAUCCAGCCCAAGACAAACCCGGACCUCGAAAAUUGGACAUCCCUCCUCCGCUGUUUGCUCAUACUCUGCGUUCUCAUCCUGAUCUCGAGUCUUUUCACCCGCUGCCUCCCGCUGUGA
Molecule: messenger RNA, 321 nt
Organism: Oikopleura dioica
Lineage: Eukaryota; Metazoa; Chordata; Appendicularia; Copelata; Oikopleuridae
Source: the annotation of a GenBank genome assembly